AUGGAUACCCAACAUCAUAUGGGCGUGUCCGACCACAAGUCAACCCCCGUCUACAAUGAUGAGAAGGGUUCCUCCUUAGAUGCUGAGGCGCAUCAUCAUGGCGAUACCGAGGUGGGGACCGUAGAGACCACGAAGAGAGGGCUGAAGGCUCGCCAUGCCCAAAUGAUUGCUCUUGGUGGGACCAUUGGAACUGGUCUCUUCGUUGGAAGUGGUGGAACACUGGCCAAGGGUGGCCCGUUAUUUAUCCUCAUGGCAUACAUCCUUCUCAGUGUCCUCGUCUUGUUUGUUGUAACGGCCAUCACUGAAGUCUCCGCCUACCUUCCAGUCAGCGGUGGUACCAUGAGUUAUUACGGUCACAGAAAUGUAUCCAACAGUCUUGGUUUCGCUAUGGGCUGGCUCUAUUUCUAUUCCCUCGGUAUACUGGUCCCGUAUGAAAUAACAGCAGCCGGCUUAGUCAUCGACUAUUGGAAUUCGCCCAUCAAUAUUGCCGUCUGGAUUACCAUCUUCAUUGUCGUCAUUGUGGGAUUGAACAUUCUUCCUGUUCAGUUCUAUGGAGAGACCGAGUUUUGGUUUGCCUCUCUCAAGGUGUUCAUGAUGAUUGGUCUCCUGAUCCUGUCAUUCAUCCUGUUCUGGGGUGGUGGACCAAAGCAACAUGGUAUUCUAGGCUUUCAUUACUGGAAGGAUCCAGGAGCCACAACCGAAUGGCUUCGUCCUGGAAAGACGGGUCGUUUCAUCGCCUUUGUGGAAGUGGUGGUGCUCAGUGCUUUCCCAUUCACUUUCGCCCCUGAAUUACUGGUCGUCACUGGAGGAGAGAUGAAGUCGCCCCGCCGUAACCUUCCCAAAGCCGCAAAGCGUUACUUCUACCGUCUCGUGUUCUUCUAUAUCGGUUCCGUCCUCGCAAUCGGUGUCAUCUGCCCAUUCAACGACGCCCGUCUUACAGACGGUGGUGUUGGCGCAAAGUCCUCUGCUUUCGUCGUCGGUAUCGCAGAUGCAGGCAUCUCAGGUCUUGGAUCCGUCAUCAAUGCUAUCAUCAUUACCUCUGCGUGGAGUUCCGGAAACUCCUUCCUCUACAUGUCCUCGCGCUCGCUGUACUCCCUUGCCAUCGCCGGAAAUGCGCCCAAGAUAUUCACAAAGUGCACAAAGCAGGGUGUUCCAUACAUGGCCGUUAUUGCCGCAGCGCUGUUCUCACCCCUCGCCUACUUGAACUGUGCUAGCAGUGGUUCCGUUGUUUUCGGAUGGUUUGUCAACUUGACCAAUACUUCGGGCUUCAUCUCCUGGAUCUGCUGCAGCAUCGUGUACAUUCGAUUCAACAAAGCUUGCCGUGCGCAAGGUCUUCCCAAAAGCGAUAUUCCUUACCAUUCUUUCCUACAACCAGUUGGUGCCUACAUCGCCAUGGUAGCCUUUACCAUCCUCACCCUGAUCAACGGCUUCGAUGUAUUCUUCCCAGGUCGCUUCUCUGCGUCUAGCUUCUUGACGGCUUAUGUGGGGAUUCCGAUCUUCUUGGCCAUCUACUUCGUUCAUAAAGCCUUCCAUUGGAAUGAGAAGUGGGCUAUUCCAUCUAUGGAGGUGGAUUUGUAUUCGGGUAUUGAUGUUGUGCUUGCGAAUGAGACGCCCGAGGUGCAUGCGAAGGGUUGGAAGAACAAGGUCCGGGGUUGGUUUACGUAG
Lachnellula hyalina is the source of this 1665-nucleotide messenger RNA. RefSeq names its product Proline-specific permease (gene prnB). The coding region runs from base 1 to 1665 and encodes 554 amino acids. Gene Ontology annotation, cellular component: membrane. The record is from RefSeq and is a predicted model, not a curated record. Gene Ontology annotation, biological process: amino acid transmembrane transport. Lineage: Eukaryota; Fungi; Ascomycota; Leotiomycetes; Helotiales; Lachnaceae. The transcript has 4 exons. Gene Ontology annotation, molecular function: amino acid transmembrane transporter activity.